UAAAUCAAAAAAUAAAUUUUUUUCCUAUUAAAAUGUCAUUUAUUCUGUUAAUUGUUCAAAGCAUUUUAUUGCUAAAAAUAGCAGAAGGUGCACAGAAGUGUUAUUUUGGUGAUUUUGUGGACGGAAAAGUUAAGGAAUGUAAAGAAAGUAGCUGGAAAUGUGCUACUUUGAUUUGCCCGGGGACGGUAUUUCGUGGCUGUUUAUCACCAAACGGAGUUUGCGGCGACCUCAUAAAUUUAUUCACAAGUUGUAAAGAAUCAUCUCCUCAAUGCUUUCUUUGUGAAGGGGAUCUUUGCAAUGACAACUCCACAAACACUUCGAAUAAAAAAUUUGAAGCAACAAGUGUGCUAAGCGGGGCUAAUGACACAAACAUAACAGAAGAAAGUAGUACACCUUUUAUUGCAAAAGAUGUUCCAAUAGAGAGUAGCACAAACAGUACAGCAACAAAUUCUAGCAGUCCAAUAGAAAGUAUUACGAAUCAAAAUGCGACAGCAGAAAUGCUGAAAUCAAAUGCUGGAAAUAAUACUGUGAAUGGCAGUAACAAGAACAGCAAUAGUCAAUACUAUAUUCAAUCUUUUUUGAUUGCUUUAUUUUUUGUUGUGGCCACCAUUAUUUAA
Molecule: messenger RNA, 617 nt
Organism: Meloidogyne enterolobii
Lineage: Eukaryota; Metazoa; Nematoda; Chromadorea; Rhabditida; Meloidogynidae
Source: the annotation of a GenBank genome assembly